Nerophis ophidion (straightnose pipefish) is the source of this 6204-nucleotide messenger RNA. RefSeq names its product cyclic AMP-responsive element-binding protein 3-like protein 3-A. Gene Ontology annotation, molecular function: RNA polymerase II cis-regulatory region sequence-specific DNA binding; DNA-binding transcription factor activity, RNA polymerase II-specific. Gene Ontology annotation, cellular component: nucleus. The transcript is spliced from 11 exons. Gene Ontology annotation, biological process: regulation of transcription by RNA polymerase II. The record is from RefSeq and is a predicted model, not a curated record. Lineage: Eukaryota; Metazoa; Chordata; Actinopteri; Syngnathiformes; Syngnathidae. The coding region runs from base 2847 to 4064 and encodes 405 amino acids.
UGGGGUGUUGGCAUUUAGUGGUCAAUUGUACUGUGCAAUCUACUAAUAAAAGUUUCAAUCAAUCAAUCAAUCAACCAGUCUACAUGUGCUUUGCGGACUUGGAGAAGGCGUUUGACCUUGUCCCCCGGGAAGUCCUGAGGGGAGUGCUCAGAGAGUAUGGGGUAUCGGACUGUCUGAUUGUGGCGGUCCGCUCCCUGUAUGAUCAGUGCCAGAGCUUGGUCCGCAUUGCCGGUAGUAAGUCGGACCUGUUUCCAGUGAGGGUUGGACUCCGCCAAGGCUCAUCCAUUCUGUUCAUAACUUUUAUGGACAGAAUUACUAGGCACAGUCAGGGCUUUGAGGGGAUCCGGUUUAGUGGCGGCAGGAUUAGGUCUCUGCAGAUGAUGUGGUCCUGAUGGCCAGGGUCUUCAGCUCUCACCGGAUCGGUUCGCAGCCGAGUGUGAAGCGACUGGGAUGAGAAUCAGCACCUACAAGUCCGAGUCCAUGGUUCUCGCCCGGAAAAGGGUGGAGUUCCUAUUCCGGGUUGGGGAGGAGACCCUGGCCCAAGUGGAGGAGUUCAAGUACCUGGGAGUCUUGUUCACGAGUGAGGGAAGAGUGGAUCGUGAGAUGACCAUGUGGUGAAGAAGGAGCUGAGGCGGAAGGCAAAGCUCUCAAUUUACCGGUGGAUCUCAAUCAAUCAAUCAAUCAAUCAAUGUUUAUUUAUAUAGCCCCAAAUCACAAAUGUCUCAAAGGACUGCACAAAUCAUUACGACUACAACAUCCUCGGAAGAACCCACAAAAGGGCAAGGAAAACUCACACCCAGUGGGCAGGGAGAAUUCACAUCCAGUGGGACGCCAGUGACAAUGAGAAACCUUGGAGAGGACCUCAGAUGUGGGCAACCCCCCCCCCUCUAGGGGACCGAAAGCAAUGGAUGUCGAGCGGGUCUAACAUGAUACUGUGAAAGUUCAAUCCAUAGUGGCUCCAACACAGCCGCGAGAGUUCAGUUCAAGCGGAUCCAAGACAGCAGCGAGAGUCCCGUCCACAGGAGACCAUCUCAAGCGGAGGCGGAUCAGCAGCGUAGAGAUGUCCCCAACCGAUACAGGCGAGCGGUCCAUCCUGGGUCUCGACUCUGGACUGCCAGUACUUCAUCCAUGGUCAUCGGACCGGACCCCCUCCACAAGGGAGGGGGGGACAUAUCGUCACAAGCUUUGGGUUAUGACCGAAAGGACAAGAUCACGGAUACAAGCGGCCCGAAUGAGUUUGGGUCUCCCCCUUAGAGAUAGGGUGAGAAGCUCUGCCAUCCGGGAGGAGCUCAAAGUAAAGCCGCUGCUCCUCCACAUGGAGAGGAGCCAGAUGAGGUGGUUCGGGCACCUGGUCAGGAUGCUACCCGAACGCCUAGAGCACGUCCGAUCAGUAGAGGCCACGAGUAAGACCCAGGACACGUUGGGAAGACUAUGUCUCCUGGCUGGCCUUGGAACGCCUCGGGAUCCCCGAGAGGAGCUGGAGCAAGUGGCCUUUGAGAGGGAAGUCUGGGCUUCCCUCCUUAGGCUGCUGCCCCCGCGACCCUACUUUGGAUAAGCAGAAGAAGAUGGAUGGUUGGAUAUACUGUAAGAAUCUGAUAAUAUUACACAAAUGCCUAUGCAUUUGAUCAUUGUAUUUUUUUUCACGUACUGUCGACUGGCAGCUCAGUUGUGGUACAAUCUUUAUGAAUAAGUUUGUACCUUGUAUUACUGGACAGGGAAAAUUGGUACCACUGUUUUGUUCACGGUUAGAUAUACUGGACAGUUUUUUCUAACCUUUUCAUCUACGGUUGUUUAUGAAGUUUAUUGCUUUCACGUAAAGACGAAGUGGAGGCACGUACGUGGACUUGAUGGUGAUGCAACGCUCCUGCUCGUCCUUGCGCGUGUCCGUGAAGCGAGUCUCUCCGGCACGCGACGAGGCGAUGAUGCCCGCCUUGGACACCAGCGAGUCCGUCAGCGUGGACUUGCCGUGGUCCACGUGGGCAAUCACGGACAUGUUCCUUAUGUUGGACUUCUUGUCCAUGAUGGCUCGGAUCUGAUCCACAGUGAAGUUCACCUGGCGGGAGGGGGGAGAGGGAGAGCCGUGGUGACAUGAAGGGCGAGAUUAGGCGCACCUGAAUCUGGGACCUCUUAGUCCGCGCGGCCUCGGUCUGCAACAUUUGCCAGCAGCGUUAUAAAAAGAAAGUCAUUUAGAAACUGGAUCCUUCACGACCGAGCCAAAUAUUUGAUAUUCGCCUACAAGCUGCAGACUUCUGUUUCCUCAGCAACGAUGCAGCAAUAUUUCAAGCAGAGAGAUUACAUCAGUGGUGUGCAGACUUUUUUUUCGUACUGAAUAAGGAAAUAAUGUGCGGGAAUAAACACAUUCAAUGAUCAUCAGCAAAUGUUCAUACAAAUAUGGUUUUCUUAGCUUUUGUGCUACAUGUGACCAAGCAAAUAGUUGCUAGUGUCUCUCGUUUAUCGUUAUUAUUUAUAAACUAAAUAUUUUAAAUAUGAAGCAAAAAAAUAUAUUUAUUUAAAGGAGCCAUAUGUAAUAAUUUCAUGUCAAGUCAUCAUUAAAUGUCCCUGAUAUGUCAAAAGGCAUUAAUAAAUCAUCUUCUUUUCCAAUACCUAUAUAACUGAUAACAGUAGUUCAUAAGCUAAUUUCCAAAUUAGAUUUACAGCCCCGAAAUCUUAUUGUUUUCAUAUCGAUGCCCCGACCUCCACCAUUUGGCCAUCUUGGUCUGGCUACGGCCACUGGUAAAGUUACUAAACAUGCCGGACCUUAGUCCAUCUAAAAGUUACCAUUCUCAACUUAUUCAUGACAGAGCCAGGAACAAGACCAGGAUUCCUAUCGGGGAUGCCUUUGAGAGAUGGCGACCAUUGAAGACGCCAAACUUGCUCAUUUCCUCCUUGAUAGGAGCCUUUGGUCCACGUCUCAGCGGCUCCUUGGAUUAAUGACGCAGAACCCAGACCAGGUGAAAGGUGGGAUGGAUCUUUUUGACCUUUUGUUCAGGGCCAAAGAUGAAAGCCCCAGUUGCCAAGGCAACCCCUCGUGGACCAUCACCAUGUACGAUCAGACUCUGAACCCGGGGGAAAAAGACGCGGAUGACUUUUUGGACGCCCUGCUGGCUGGAAGCGAGUCCUCCUCAGCCCGGACCUCCCCCCUGUGGUCGUCCCCCUGCACGCCUGACAGCGAGACGUGCGAGGACCCCCCGGCCCACAGCCCCCCGAUGUCCGCCACCUUUGCAGCCUGGGAGGCACACGCGCAGUCACUCGCUCCUCCGCUACUUCCACCUUGCAAGCGUGAAAACGGGACCGCGUCUGAUGCUGCCAUUGAUCUGGGCUGGGAGUCCGGCGGCCUCCAGGAGCAGCUGGGGAUGGCGUGCCACCUCUCCUCCAGUCAGACUUGUGCAGGCUCGUCCAGUCAGACCGUCACAGUCAAGGACUUGCUCAUGUCCAACCUGGGACAGAAAAUCAUUCCCCAGCAUGCACUGCAAGAACUCGUGCUUAAUGAGGAUGAAAAGAAACUUCUGGCAAAGGAAGGCAUCAACUUGCCCAGCCGACUGCCUCUGUCUAAGCUGGAAGAGCGCGUUCUGAAGAAGAUCCGGCGGAAAAUCCGCAACAAGCGCUCGGCUCAGGAGAGCCGCAAAAAGAAGAGGGAAUACGUGGACAGUCUGGAGGAACGAAUGUCCGCAUGCAGCGCUCACAACCUGCAGCUGCAGAGAAAGAUCCAGCAACUGGAGGAGACAAACAAUGCCUUGUUGGAACACCUGAGCCAGCUUCAUACUAUGCUCCCCACCAGCUCCCACAAACCCACACAGAGAGGAACCUGCCUCUUGGUUCUGCUCCUCUCUUUCUCGCUCAUCAUUUCUUCAAACAUGAAGCCCGAUCCGUACAGCCGAGCCAGCCCAGGCGAGUACGCCGAGACCUCGGUGCCGUCACGUUCCUUGCACUCGCUCGACCGGGCCGAGGCGGUGGCUUCCCCGCCUCCUCUCUCCUCGGUCUCAGGGACCCUCUGUGGUCUGAUGGAGAGUCUUCUGAAGCACCAUCCCUCCGCUGACGCUCACAGUCGGGCCGGCGACCGCUGAUGUCGGCCAACUGCCCCAAGUGGAAAGACAAAGCAAAGGUCGAGAAUGAGCUGCCUGAUUGCUUUUCAGGGGCCUUUUGUCACUGCGGACACGGACUGGGGGCGCAUCAAGCGGUUCUUGGAACCCACAAACACAGUCUGCCGCUUCCCAGAGGCCACAUAUGCAGAUGUCUCCUGCGUCCUGGCGGUGAAUCUGUAUGAUCCAUGGAGAAGAACUCUUAUCUAUAUCAGCUCUGCUCGAGAUGAUCUCCUGCUGGACCCAAUAUGGACUGGACUCUCACUAUUAUGUUAGAUCCACUAUGGACUGGACUCUCACUAUUAUGUUAGAUCCACUAUGGACUGGACUCUCAAUAUUAUGUUAGAUCCACUGUGGACUGGACUCUCACUAUUAUGUUAGAUCCACUAUGGACCGGACUCUCACACUAUUAUGUUAGAUCAACUAUGGACUGGACUCUCACUAUUAUGUUAAAUCCACUAUGGACUGGACUCUCAAUAUUAUGUUAGAUCCACUGUGGACUGGACUCUCACUAUUAUGUUAGAUCCACUAUGGACUGGACUCUCACACUAUUAUCUUAGAUCCACUAUGAACUGGACUCUCACUAUUAUGUUGGAUCCACUAUGGACUGGACUCUCACACUAUUAUCUUAGAUCCACUAUGAACUGGACUCUCACUAUUAUGUUGGAUCCACAAUGGACUGGACUCUCACAUUAUUAUGUUAGAUCCACUACGGACUGGACUCCCACACUAUUAUGUUAGAUCCACUAUGGACUGGACUCUCACUGUUAUGUUAGAUCCACUAUGGACUGAACUCUCACACUAUUAUGAUAGAUCCACUGUGGACUGGACUCUCACUAUUAUGUUAGAUCCACUAUGGACUGGACUCUCACUAUUAUGUUAGAUCAACUAUGGACUGGAUUGCACACUAUUAUGUUAGAUCCACUAUGGACUGGACUCUCACUAUUAUGUUAGAUCCACUAUGGACUGGACUCUCACACUAUUAUGUUAGAUCCACUAUGGACUGGACUCUCACUAUUAUGUUAGAUACACUAUGGACUGGACUCUCCCUAUUAUGUUAGAUCCACUAUGGACUGGACUCUCACUAUUAUAUUAGAUCCACUAUGGACUGGACUCUCACUAUUAUGUUAGAUUCACUAUGGACUGGACUCUCACUAUUAUGUUAGAUCCACUAUGGACUGGACUCUCACACUAUUAUGUUAGAUCCACUAUGGACUGGACUCUCACUAUUAUGUUAGAUCCACUAUGGACUGGACUCUCACUAUUAUGUUGGAUCCACUAUGGACUGGACUCUCACUAUUAUGUUAGAUCCACUAUGGACUGGCCUCUCACUAUUAUGUUAGAUCCACUAUGGACUGGACUCUCACACUAUUAUGUUAGAUCCACUAUGGACUGGACUCUCACACUAUUAUGUUAGAUCCACUAUGGACUGGACUCUCACACUAUUAUGUUAGAUCCACUAUGGACUGGACUCUCACACUAUUAUGUUAGAACUACACUUUUUGGGGAAUUUUGCCUAUCGUUCACAAUCAUCAUGAAAGACAAAAACAUACAUCUUUUAUUUUAUUUUUUUUAGGAUUUUAAGAAUGAUAAAAAAAAAAACUUUCAAGAUGAAACUAAUAGGAGUCACCUUCGAAGUUUCUACAAAAAAAACCUUCAAAACCCUCCAUCUGGUUUUGGGUUUUGAGUCUUUUGUGUUUCUUGUUUAUUGUUUGACUCUUCCGAUUCUUCGUUUGUGCACGUCCUUGUUUGUUGUUGUUGCCAUGGUUUCUGAUCCGUCCCACCUGCCUUCGUUAGCACACCUUGCUAAUCAUCAGGGACUCUAUUUACCCUGCCUGUUUCAUUUCCUCGUCCUCGUCUCCUCCAGUUUAGUACACGCAAUCGGCGACUUCGUGGACUCCCUGCUCUGGUAAAACUCUGUUUUGGUACUCGCUAGCUUCCACGCUUAGCCCCUCGUGUUUUCUAGCUCAUAUGCUAGUUCUUUGUUUUUCCUGUCUUGCCUCCUGCAACUGUUUUGUUUGUUUCCCUAGCUCACAUGCUAGUAGAUCUUUGUUUGCCUUUUCUGCCUUAGCACCAGUGUUUCUGUUCCUAGCCUGUUUUAGUUUAAAUAAAUCUUUAUUUCUUA